Candoia aspera is the source of this 1625-nucleotide messenger RNA. RefSeq names its product free fatty acid receptor 2-like. Gene Ontology annotation, biological process: G protein-coupled receptor signaling pathway; cellular response to fatty acid. Gene Ontology annotation, cellular component: plasma membrane. Bases 251 to 1231 code for a protein of 326 amino acids. The transcript has 3 exons. The record is from RefSeq and is a predicted model, not a curated record. Gene Ontology annotation, molecular function: G protein-coupled receptor activity. Lineage: Eukaryota; Metazoa; Chordata; Lepidosauria; Squamata; Candoiidae.
CGAAGGGGCCGCGACUCGGGAACCCUUCCAGGCAGUCGCGUCCAUCGACUUUGGCGCUGUCCGUCCGGAGGAAUCGGGGGAUUGGGGGAAAAUGGGGCUUCAGGACCCCCAGAGCCGCGAAGGGAUCCCCGGCAGGGAAGGACGGUGAAGGAGCAGGGCGAGGCUGCGUGUGCCCCACCGUCAUUUCUCCUCCUUCCAAAGGACGUGGGAGUCUGAUCGUCCCAGCCUAGGGAGGUGGAAAACCUCCAGCAUGACUUACAACUAUGAAAGCCGGAAUGCCUACCUUUCGGUCUACCUGAUCACCAUCCUAAUUGGCUUUCCCACCAACCUGUUGGCCCUCUGUGCUCUCAUCCAGAAGAUUAGGAACAAGGCCACACCCAACUGCGUCCUUCUCCUGAACCUGACCAUCUCUGAUCUCUGCUUCCUGCUUUUCCUCCUCUUCAAGAUUGCAGAGCAGAUUGCUGGCCGCUGGGCCUUGCCCACUUUCCUGUGCCCCUUUAGUGGUCUUGUUUACUUCAGCACCAUCUACUCCAGCACGCUCUUUCUCACUGCGGUGAGUGUGGAGCGCUAUCUGGGUGUAGCUUAUCCUAUCCACUACAAGCUGAGGCGCCAUUCAGUCUAUGCCCUGAUUGCCAGCCUGGGCCUUUGGAUCUGUUCUUUUGGACACUGCAGCAUUGUGUAUAUCACUGAGUUUCAGCGGGACAACUAUUCCCUACCAAGUGAAUACUCCAGGAACAUCUGUUAUGACAAUUUCACCGAAAAGCAGCUCCAGACCCUGCUCCCUGUCCGCCUGGAGCUCAGCAUUGUUCUCUUCCUGGUGCCAUCCCUGAUUACCUGCUUCUGCUAUUUUGGCUUUAUGAGAAUAGUGAUCUCUUCACCCCACAUUCGCAGAAGCAAAAAACAACGAGCUGUGGGGUUGGUAGCAGCCACGUUAGCUGUCUUCAUGAUCUGUUUUACACCCUACAACAUCUCCCACGUGAUUGGUUUUAUUGAAUGGAGAAGUCCAGACUGGCGGGACAAAGCCUUACUUCCCAGCACCUUCAAUGCCAGCCUGGACCCCAUUAUCUUUUAUUUUUCUUCUUCUGCUGUGCAGCGUUCAUGCUGGAACUUCCUGAGCAGGAUGGAACAAAUCUGCAUGUUGCCUUCUUUGAUCCGUAAGCUCUUCUAUAGAGGGACUGAGAAACUGGGGAGAGCAGGCCCGCUGGAGCAGGUAUGCUCUUCCCGGCUAUGACCUCCCAUUUCUUGGAAGCUUCUUGAAUCCUUCUUUGAAGGCCAAAUGGGCUGCCUCCAGACUUGAAGUUUUUAUGUUGUACAUGUUGUGAAUUGUAAUUUUGGCAGUUUUGGGCUAGGUUGAGGAAUCUCAGCCAGCUGUCUCAUCUCUUGGUUCUUGCAACUUAGAAAUAGUAUUGGGCAAGGGUUGCCCUGACAGACUGACUGAAAAUGGGUUUCAUUAAAGAAAAAAUAAAAUAAAAUGGUGAAAUAUAUUGAGUACUUCAAAUGUACAUACUCAGGUAUUCCAAGUCUAAUAGCCAAAUGAAUUUUGGAGUUGUUCCAUUCUAUCAUUUGAGUCUUCAUGAUAUCCAAGAGAUUUUCCUUCCUUCCUUUUCUAUCUUCAUCUAACUGAA